Molecule: messenger RNA, 255 nt
Organism: Blepharisma stoltei
Lineage: Eukaryota; Ciliophora; Heterotrichea; Heterotrichida; Blepharismidae
Source: the annotation of a GenBank genome assembly
AUGGGAAUAAUCUCAUGCAGUCUAGAGCUACCCAAAAUGUUUUGUUUAGGAGAGAGCUGGACUUCUUUUAGAAUAUGUCAUCAAUAUUAUCUACCAGAAUCACUUCUCAGAAAAUUAGAGGGGAUUUGGCUUGCUAUUGCUAUAAUCAGUUUUGCUGACAAUCACUUUGAAGGAUUUGCACAAUUCAAUAGCGGUAAGAUGUCUGAGAAACUAAUUAUUAAGCUUUUUUAUCAAUCCUGGCUAAUUUUUAUAUAG